Chelonus insularis is the source of this 1312-nucleotide messenger RNA. It is a transcript of the gene Pex2, whose product is annotated as peroxin 2. The transcript has a single exon. Bases 326 to 1162 code for a protein of 278 amino acids. Gene Ontology annotation, cellular component: peroxisomal membrane. Gene Ontology annotation, biological process: protein import into peroxisome matrix. The record is from RefSeq and is a predicted model, not a curated record. Gene Ontology annotation, molecular function: zinc ion binding. Lineage: Eukaryota; Metazoa; Arthropoda; Insecta; Hymenoptera; Braconidae.
UAGAAUAAAAAUAUUUUGAUUACUAAAUAAAUACAGGUACAAUGUACAUUAGUUGUUCAUUAUUUAAUAAAUGUGUGUGUUUAAAUGUGACAUGCAAAGUGUCUUCUUUAUUCAAUACAUCUCAAGCAACAUGAUGAAGUAAAUUUGAAGAUAGUGUGAAAAUGAGAAGUGUUCUUGAGAAGAUAUUUUAUAAACACUAGGAUUUACACUUACAAGUAAUAUUUAUAUCAUAAAAUAAUGUCAACAAAUAACAAUUAAUAUAUUGAAAACAGACUUAUUUUCUCAUCCCAAUUGCAUAUAAAUCAGUAAGUGUAAAUAAUCCAAAAUGGGUUCUAUUGGAUAUGUAUCUCGUAUCAAUCAACUUGAUGCCUUACAACUUGACAAUGAAAUUGAUAGAAUUAUAUUAUCAAGAACAACAGAGAUUUUUCAGUACUUCAUGCCAAAAGUAAUUCAAUCAUUUCAUCCAGAAUUAAAUGCAGUGUUACGUACUGCAAUAGGAGUAUUUUCUUUGAGUAAAAACAAAUCAACAUUUGGCCAAAAGUUAUUGGACUUGAAUUUCUUACAUUUAUCUAGAACAAAAGCAACAUUAUUUUUAAUAUUUUCAAUUUUUCCUAAAUAUUUAAAAGAUAGAUAUCUUGAUGAAAAUAGAAUCACUGAACAAAAAAAUAUUCAAAAAUACGUUGAGAAAAUAAUAAAUUCAUUAAGAAUAUUAAAUUUGGUGAAUUUGCUAUUUUUUCUGAAUCAAGCUAAGUAUCCAACAUUGGUAGAUCGAACUUUGGGUAUUACACAUCAAAACACAGUUAAUCAUAAAGCACGAACUAUUGGAUACUCUUAUAUGACAAGAGAAUUGUUAUGGCAUGGACUUUUGGAUUUAUUUUCAGCAGGAUUACCAGCGAUAAAUUUUCAUUUUUUAAAACAAUGUUACUUAACUCUGAGAAAAACUAAACAUAACAACAACAGCUCUCUAGUAAAACCUCUAAUGAAGCUUGACACAACAUGUCCUUAUUGUGAAGAAGUUCCAACUUUACCAUACCAUGCUGGCUGUCAACAUAUUUAUUGCUAUUACUGCUUAGAAGCACACUUCACUGCUACUGAAAGCUUCAAAUGCUUAGCUUGUGGACAAGAAUUACACAGUGCCAAUAAAAAAGUAUAUACUGUUUAAUUAGAAAAAGAUUAUUAAAUACUGUAAUUUACUUAAAGAAGGAUCAAUAUUAUACAUUUUUAUUAACGUAUAUACUCUUAUUGUUGAUUAUUGUUAUACAUAAAUAUAAAAUUGAAUUUUAAAGUAAUGAGGUAUAAAAAGAUUCUUUAA